GUCUCUUAGAAGCAUCAACCGACGUCGACAGAACGAGCUUCAUCGGCACCACCAGCAGACAACAUGCCUACUCGGUUUUCCAAGACAAGAAAGCACCGCGGACAUGUUUCCGCCGGUAAGGGCCGUGUCGGCAAGCACAGAAAGCAUCCAGGUGGUCGUGGUAUGGCCGGUGGUCAGCACCACCACCGUACCAACCUCGAUAAGUACCAUCCUGGUUACUUCGGUAAGGUCGGUAUGAGGCACUUCCACCUCCUCCGCAACCACCAGUGGGCCCCCAUCCUCAACAUUGAGAAGCUCUGGACUCUUGUCCCCGCUGAGGCCCGCGAGAAGUACGUCUCUGGUGCCGCCACCGAGACUGCUCCCGUCAUCGACCUCCUCUCCCACGGCUAUGCCAAGCUCCUCGGCAAGGGCCGUCUCCCCCAGGUCCCCAUCGUCGUCCGUGCCCGCUACGUCUCCGCCGAGGCUGAGCGCAAGAUCAAGGAGGCCGGUGGUGUCAUUGAGCUCGUUGCUUAAAUUCUGAAUGCGGCAUGAUAUAUUCAAGGACUGGCGAUUUGGCAUUACGGUACGAGGGAAACCGGAAACGAACCCGAUGGUCAUGGAUCGAACAGUCGGACAGACGAACAACGACAAGAUUCGGUCCCGGAGUCCUGGAUGGGUCAGAGGUGGUUGAAAAUCUCAGCGCCUCGUCUGCAGCAUUUAGGGAAAUGGCAGUUCAUUUGCAUCGCAACAUUGGGUCCGGGAUCUCGUUCACAACCGUGCCAUGCUGCAGACUGGCGAACUCGGGUGGUCCCGAGAGGGUAACCCGGGCCGCGGCUGCGUCGCAAACUGCUGAUUCAGGGGCAAGUAACGAAUAAAUGAAGGCCUAUGCCCGACGGUCGGUUGAUCUCAUCUAUGAGCAUUUCCUUGGCCAUUGUGAAGUUGAACAUUCGUCUAGUAGCCCACUCCCAGCAGACUGGAUUUGUUUGUCCUGUCGUCACG
Messenger RNA from Neurospora tetrasperma FGSC 2508, 978 nucleotides. Its product is annotated as ribosomal protein. NCBI's taxonomy places the organism in Eukaryota, Fungi, Ascomycota, Sordariomycetes, Sordariales, Sordariaceae. Gene Ontology annotation, biological process: translation. Gene Ontology annotation, molecular function: structural constituent of ribosome. Gene Ontology annotation, cellular component: ribosome; cytosolic large ribosomal subunit. The record is from RefSeq and is a predicted model, not a curated record. The coding region runs from base 64 to 513 and encodes 149 amino acids. The transcript is spliced from 8 exons.